Molecule: messenger RNA, 1470 nt
Organism: Brettanomyces nanus
Lineage: Eukaryota; Fungi; Ascomycota; Pichiomycetes; Pichiales; Pichiaceae
Gene: DHH1
Product: DExD/H-box ATP-dependent RNA helicase dhh1
Exons: 2
Coding region: 1-1470 (489 amino acids)
Biological process (GO): cytoplasmic stress granule assembly; P-body assembly
Cellular component (GO): cytoplasmic stress granule; P-body
Molecular function (GO): mRNA binding; RNA helicase activity; ATP binding
Source: RefSeq, a predicted model, not a curated record
AUGCAGGUGCCCACUAUCAUAGUUAUCACCACCACCACCACGGUCAUCAUUUAUAUGUCAAACGAAGACUGGAAGAAGAAUCUGCAUGUGCCCGAAAAGGACACGCGGCGCCAAACAGAUGAUGUACUUGGAACAAAGGGCAAUACCUUUGAGAGUUUCCACUUGAAGAGGGAGUUGUUGAUGGGAAUAUUUGAGGCUGGUUUUGAGAAGCCUUCCCCAAUCCAGGAAGAGGCUAUUCCAGUGGCCUUGAUGGGCCGUGACAUCCUUGCGCGUGCCAAGAACGGUACCGGUAAGACGGCUGCAUUUGUGAUCCCAACACUCGAGAAGAUUAAACCGAAACUCAACAAGAUUCAGGCUCUUAUUAUGGUGCCAACUAGAGAAUUGGCACUUCAGACCUCACAGGUCGUGAAGACACUUUCUAGACACAUGGAUAUCAAUACUAUGGUUACCACCGGAGGUACAUCAUUAAGAGAUGAUAUUCUUAGAUUACAUGACCCCGUGCAUGUCAUGGUUGGUACUCCUGGUAGAGUAUUGGACUUGGCAUCGCGUAAAUUGGCCGAGUUUGACCAGUGCAAAGUGUUUGUCAUGGACGAAGCCGACAAGAUGCUUUCGAGGGAGUUUAAGAUCAUCAUUGAGCAGAUCUUAAAGUUCUUCCCGCAAUCGGAAUCCGGAAAUGGUAACGGUUACCAAUCGCUACUUUUUUCGGCCACUUUCCCUCUGACGGUGAAAUCAUUCAUGGACGAGCAUCUAUACAAACCUUACGAGAUCAAUCUAAUGGAUGAAUUGACUUUGAAGGGUAUUACGCAGUACUAUGCGUUUGUAGAGGAAAAACAAAAGUUGCACUGUCUAAACACACUUUUCUCCAAAUUGCAGAUUAAUCAGGCCAUCAUAUUCUGCAACUCCACCAACAGAGUCGAGCUGUUGGCCAGAAAGAUUACGGAACUUGACUACUCAUGCUAUUAUUCGCAUGCAAGAAUGCCACAGGCUGAAAGAAACAAAGUUUUCCACGAAUUCCGUCAAGGUAAGGUCAGAAACUUGGUGUGUACCGAUUUGUUGACCAGGGGUAUUGAUAUUCAGGCUGUUAAUGUUGUUAUCAACUUUGAUUUCCCAAAGACAGCGGAGACAUAUCUUCAUAGAAUUGGUCGUUCAGGUAGAUUUGGUCACUAUGGUAUUGCAAUCAAUUUGAUCAACUGGAACGACAGAUUCAACUUGUACAAGAUUGAACAGGAGUUAGGUACUGAAAUUAAGCCUAUUCCUGCAGAGAUUGAUAAGUCAUUGUACGUGGUCGACGAACCCUCAGCGGUUCCUAGACCUUUCAAAAUUGACCAGCUUCCAAAGGGUAAUGAAAGGGCUCCAAACAGAUACCAUGGCCAACCAAGACAACCGGGACAGCAACAAGGACAAGAACAGCAGCCACAACAACAGCAACCUCAAAGUCAGCAAUAUCCAAUUGCCGCUCCUCAGUAUUAA